AUGGCCACUGGAGGGCACCAGCGGCCACCCAAUGGAAACUCCAUGGCCAUCACCAGUGGCAGGCUUCCUCAACCCCUGCCCCCACCCCAAGGCUCCAAGCUCCUGAGGACCCAGGCCUGGUGUUCUGAAGAGGAAAAGGACAAUAAUCCAAAAAGCACAGCUCCUCAGUUCCCCGCCACAGUGGAGUUCGCCUUGCACACAUUCAACCAGCAAAGCAAGGACGACUAUGCCUACAGGCUCAUGCGCAUCCUGAGUUCCUGGAGGGAGUAUUCCUGGAACAAGCGGGACAAUCCCAAGAUGGUGUUCUCCAUGCAACUGCAACUGCACAGAACAUGGUGUGAGAAAUUUGAGGAAGACAUUGACAACUGCCCCUUUCGAGAAAGCACAAAACUGAACAGUGUAAGACCAGACACCAGUUUCCUGCAUUUAAGCAGCUGUGGAGGCUGCAUGGGGGCUGGGGGCGGGGGUAGGAAGCAGCUGACUAAGCCUUUCCUGGGGACCUGCCUGCACCUAGGUCACAGGGCCUUCAAACUGCUCUUGUGCCCCUGGGGUCCCGAUCUCCUGGGCCCGAGGAGAACACUCAUCUGCCUCUUCACUGUCAGAACUGAGCCCUGGAUAUCAUGGUUCGAGCUCCUGAACAAGACCUGCUCAGAGGGGCUCCCCUGA
Messenger RNA from Lemur catta (Ring-tailed lemur), 666 nucleotides. Its product is annotated as cystatin-9-like. Bases 1 to 666 code for a protein of 221 amino acids. The record is from RefSeq and is a predicted model, not a curated record. NCBI's taxonomy places the organism in Eukaryota, Metazoa, Chordata, Mammalia, Primates, Lemuridae. Gene Ontology annotation, biological process: antimicrobial humoral response. The transcript is spliced from 6 exons.